Cyphomyrmex costatus is the source of this 1270-nucleotide messenger RNA. Its product is annotated as farnesol dehydrogenase. Lineage: Eukaryota; Metazoa; Arthropoda; Insecta; Hymenoptera; Formicidae. The transcript is spliced from 6 exons. Bases 423 to 1175 code for a protein of 250 amino acids. The record is from RefSeq and is a predicted model, not a curated record.
AUUUUUGUAAAGGUAUGUGUGCAUUCAUUUAUCUAUACAUUUCUAUUAUCUAUACAUUUAUCUAUGAAAAAUUAUUAUAUAAUAGAUAUAUUAUUUAUUUUUAAAAAACUUAUUAUAUAAUAUCUAAAUUUACUUGUUUAUAUAAUCCUCGUGUGCAGUAGCAUUCCCCCACUCUUACCAAAAGAUAAUACAGCUUAUAUGAUAACAUCAGCAUCAUCCUGAUUAUAUAAUUUGACGUUCAGUGAAAUUUUAUUUACAGUUUGUAUGAAACUAUCGACACUGAAGGAAUCUUAUCGGUUCAUUCUCCUGAAGACAUUUUUUUAAAUCUUCCACGAAUUCAAAAUAUCGCGAUUUUAUAGUUCAUUUUAUGAUAAACUGAUACAUCUGACAGUUGCGAACAGAAGAUACACAGACAGGCAAUUAUGGAUCGUUGGCUUGGUAAAACCGCAGUCGUUACCGGCGCUGGAUCCGGUAUGGGCGAAGCAAUUACACGUGCUCUUCUGCGAAAUGGAGUGAAUGUGGUUGCUCUGGAACUCCUGAAAGAAAGAUUAGCAAAACUUGAUGCGGAUUGUAAGCGAGAACGUUUCCCGGGCAAAUUACAUACUAUAUGCUGUGACAUAACUCGCGAGAAUGAGAUCGAUGCAGCAUUCUCGCAUAUCGAGACGUUAGGUGGUGUGGAUAUUAUGGUCAACAAUGCUGGUAUCAUUGAGGUAUCACGAAUAAUAGAUAGCAACAGGAAGACAUUUGAAAAAGUGUUAAAUACUAAUGUUCUCGCAGUCGCAGUAUGUAUGAAUAAAGCAGUGCUUUCGAUGCGCAAACGAAACAGUGAAGGACAUAUUUUCAAUCUCAACAGUAUUGUGAGCCAUCAUAGAAUGCCGAAUGAUUUGAUAGAAUGUAACAUGUACUUCUCUAGUAAACAUGCAUCUCUUGCUCUGACUAACACAGUACGACGUGAAGUAUCAAAAAUUAAGGCACCUAUUCGAGUUACCGGCAUUAGUCCUGGUACUGUAAAAACAAAUAUAGUUGCUCAUGAGGAUAGUUUGAAAGACUUUUUUGACAAAAAACAGUGCAUUCAACCGGAGGACAUAGCGGAUGCGAUCAUUUAUACUCUUGGAACACGAUCAAAUGUUCAGAUUACGGAACUCACCAUCCAACCUACUGGAGAAUUACUAUGAAGAUAUCUUCAGUUAUCAGUAAGAGGCCUGUCUGUUAAUACAUCAACAACUUUAAAAGAAACAAUUUUAAGCUUAUGAUAAAAUAAGAAACUUAG